UUGCCUCGCCGUGGAACAGCUGCCUACCUAGAUACUUGGGUAUCUACAGCCCUAGCUAGCUGAAUGCGAGAGUGCCUAUAUAUACCACCUCUAUCUGCUUCCCUGGACCACUUGAUUCUCCUAGAUCUCCACCGACAAGUCUUAUUCUUACCUACCUACCUACCUACCUACCUACCUACCUGCCUAUAACACACACACACACACACAUCACCACCACCACCACCACCACCAACAACAACCACCUACACAAGAACCACCCCACUACAACCUUUGCACGCAAGCUCAACCACUGCAACAAUGGAGUGGAAUCAACAAACGAAUCCAGCAGCGGGCCCCCAGGCCCACGACUUCUGGGCUUUCCCGGGAUCCCUGCCCGGGCGGCCGGGCGGCGGAACCGACCACAUUGACCUUCACGGCCCGUUCCCCUUCCGGUUCGGACCGGGCGCCGACGGCGUCGCAUUCGGGCCCCAUGGGCCAUGGGACCCCAGGGGCAGACGGGGCUCGUUCAGCCGCGACGAGUGCAGCUCCGACGAGGAGUCGCAGGCUUCCGGCGCCACCCCAGGCCUGGAUGCAAAGGUGCCCCCCGUCUCUGGGGGCGAGGGCGGCGCGAACAUGGAGGGGGUCGUUGACUCUGGGGAGAAGGAGGGCUCGCCCGACGCGGCCAGCGACGCGGCCGAGCCUGAGAAGGCCGGUGACAAACAGGGCGAGAAGCCAGCCGGCGGAGCUCGGGGCUGCCGUCACGGACGUCACGGCCGCCAUGGCCCGCGUGGUCCUCAUGGUCAUCAUGGCCCUCCCGGCCCUCAUGGCCCUCCCCACCAUGGACACCCCGGACCCGGCGGGCCGCAUGGUGGGCCGCGUGGCGGACCAUUCGGCGGGCCGUUUGGUGGCCUAUUUGGCGGCCACUUUGGUGGACCCUUCCACGGGCCUCCAUUUGGCGGACGGGGCCGCGGUGGUCGGGGAUGCGGACGCCGCGGGGGCUUCGGAUUCGGCUCCCAUGAGAUGCACACAGCUUUCGGACGGGGUGCCGAGCCCCAACAGGCCUUCCAGCAGGCCCUUGCGGCGGCGGCCAUGGCGGCACACCAGCACGUCGGCCGAUACAUACAGUCCCUGAGCGGCGCCCCACGCGGCGACGGCCCCUCGGUAGCGAUGGGCGAGAACGACACGGGCGCGCCCGACAACACGGACGGCGACGACAGCAACAACAACAACGGCGGUGGCGACGACCUGGAGUACUUCACGCCCCCGGUCGACAUCUUCGAGACCGAGGCCGGGCCGAGCGGCUCCUGGGUCGUGCACGUCGCCGUCCCCGGCGCCAAGAAGGAGGACGUCGGCAUCCACUGGCAGGCGGAGCGGGGCGUGCUCGCCAUCUCGGGCGUCGUCUACCGGCCUGGGGACGAGGCGUUCCAGCGCGGUCUCGUCAGCUCCGAGCGGAAGAUGGGGCUGUUCAAGCGGGAGGUGCGCCUGCCUCCCCCCUCGUCGGCCCCGACCGGCAAGGAGGACGUCGACACGAAGGGCAUCACUGCGCGCCUCGAGGACGGCGUGCUCUCCAUCACGGUCCCCCGGGUGGAGAAGGAGUGGACAGAGGUCCACAAGGUCGAUAUUAUCUGAGCGAUGACUGUCUUUUACUGGCUGAGUGAGGAGUAAAGGCGUUUGUUUGGGUUGCCUGUGUUAGCCUGCCUGCGUGUUUGUGCUGCUUGGAGAUACAUGGAAGAUGAACAAAAAAAGAAACAACCUGGGGGAAAAAAAAGGAAAAAAGAAAGGAAAACCCCUCAAAAGGGACAAAAAACGACUUGAAAAACAAGCAGCAAAACAAAUAAAAAUGGGUAUACUCUUGUA
Messenger RNA from Gaeumannomyces tritici R3-111a-1, 1836 nucleotides. RefSeq lists its product as hypothetical. The coding region runs from base 298 to 1608 and encodes 436 amino acids. Gene Ontology annotation, biological process: response to salt stress; response to heat; protein folding. NCBI's taxonomy places the organism in Eukaryota, Fungi, Ascomycota, Sordariomycetes, Magnaporthales, Magnaporthaceae. The record is from RefSeq and is a predicted model, not a curated record. The transcript has a single exon.